Messenger RNA from Diabrotica balteata, 894 nucleotides. NCBI's taxonomy places the organism in Eukaryota, Metazoa, Arthropoda, Insecta, Coleoptera, Chrysomelidae. The record is from the annotation of a GenBank genome assembly.
AUGAGUUAUGUUAGUGAUUUAAGUCAAUCUCAAGAAUAUUUAAGUUUCCGCAGUAAUGUACCUUUAAAACGAAUUAUAGUAGAUGCUGAAAAUUCUAAGGGAUGGCGAAUAUAUGACUGUGGCCCCAAAUCAGUUCGUUGCCCACUAAUAUGUCUACCUCCGGUUUCUGGAACAGCUGAUAUUUUCUUCAAACAAGCGUUGGCUCUCUCAGCUAAAGGAAUUAGAGUUAUAUCAGCGGAAUCUCCUGUUUAUUGGAAUGUAAGGGAAUGGUGUGAAGGAUUUAAAAAGUUAUUAGAUUAUUUGGAUCUUGAUAGAGUUCAUAUAUUUGGUUGUUCCUUAGGUGGAUAUUUAGCUCAAAAAUUUGCCGAACACACAGCACAUCGUCCUCGAGUGGCUUCCUUGAUUUUAUGCAAUACCUUUACAGAUACUUCCAUUUUUAACAAUCAUGAUUCGGCUGCAAUAUUUUGGAUUUUACCGGCUUUAGUACUAAAGAAAAUGAUAAUGGGUAAUUUUGGAUCAUCGAAAGUCGAUCCAGAAAUGGUAGAAGCUAUAGAUUUUAUGGUAGAAAGACUGGAAACUUUACCGCAGACUGAACUAGCAAGUAGAUUAACCCUUAAUUGUCUUCGUGGGUAUGUGGAGAUUCACAAAUUAGUAGACUUACCAAUUACCGUUAUUGACGUAUACGACGAAUCCGCGUUAUCGAACUCAGUGCGAGAAGAGUUGUACAAAUGUUACCCAAGUGCCAAAUUAGCUCACCUUAAGUCUGGGGGAAAUUUUCCAUACCUCAGCCGAUGUGCAGAAGUAAAUAUUCAUUUACAGAUUCACCUUCGGCAGUUUGAUAAUACUACCUACAGUGCUUCUGAUAAACCACUUAUCCAUAAAAACUCAUUUUAA